This is a messenger RNA of Lindgomyces ingoldianus, 2217 nucleotides long. RefSeq lists its product as uncharacterized. Lineage: Eukaryota; Fungi; Ascomycota; Dothideomycetes; Pleosporales; Lindgomycetaceae. Gene Ontology annotation, cellular component: mRNA cleavage and polyadenylation specificity factor complex. The transcript has 7 exons. The record is from RefSeq and is a predicted model, not a curated record. The coding region runs from base 1 to 2217 and encodes 738 amino acids.
AUGAACUCCUCCACGCAAGCUCUGGGGCAGCUCGAGUCUGCUCGCUCGCUCGCGCUCGGCGAUGGCAGAUACUAUCCUACCAUCAUCCCUGGUGUCCUGCCCAUCAUUGGACCCAACACAAACGCUGCUCUCGAGACACGACGGUGGGGUGCUGAUUUCCUCGCUGAGACCUUCGCGUCCCCUACGUGGCCGUCUGAUGCAAAGGAAACGUGCAGUCUGACCGUUCUCCCUACACUGCGGGCAUAUCUGGAAGGGGAGAAUGAUGCUGGUGUCGUAAAGAGCGCUGUCCAGGCGGCUGCCACCAUCUAUCCCUUGGUCUACCGUCAUAUAAUCUCCACCCCCCAUGACACCUCGAAUUGGCAGCUCAUGACUGCGAUAAAAUCCAAUAUACUGCGGCGGAUGGACACGGCGCCGCCCGGCGUGCGGAUAUGCUGUGUCAAAUUUGUCCAGCAGGUGGUCCUCGUCGAAACACCUGGCAUGGUUGCGGAUCCAAGGCGACCCGAACAGAACGAUAUAUCUCUUGCCCUCGUUCCACGCGAUCAUCCUUUAAUGCUCCAUGCGAAUCUUGAAGCAGAAGCAUCUGGGCUUCUGGACCGUUUACUGGACAUAGUACAUGGAGACCACAGUGAUGCAUUGCUCGUCACCGCGGCUCUCAACAGCUUGGGCAUGCUUGUUCAGCGACGACCAUAUAUCGCGAACAAGAUACUCUCCAGUGUUCUCAACUUUAAUCCUCUCAAGCUUGCAAACUCACCAAUGACUCCGAAGAACAAAGUCAUGAUGAAGUCAAUGGAGCGGACCACACGAGCGCUGCUCGUGAACGUCAUAAAGAGGAAUCCGGAGGGCCCCUUCACUGGACGGAUACAGCAGUAUCUUGAACGUAUCCAUCGCAUGCGUCUUGAUGUGUUUGAUGAAUCUAACCGUAAGAGACCUGCCCCAGUUGAACCAACUGAUGGUCUGGACCCAUCAAAGAGACAACGGGUGGGAGCCAGCAUACCUAGUUCUCAUCCCGUGCCUCCUUUGCCACCUGGUCCAGUGAGCUUCCGUCAACUUUUCACAUUGGAUCCCAACGGUGCGACUGCGCAAUUCGACGUGCAGGCGUUCAAGGACCCAGAACAGUUGCUCAGGAUACUUGUACCUGUUCUGCAAUCAAUUGACGAAGCAAAACUGGGAAAUGCAAUCAAUAUUGUCCGAUCACGGUAUCUCGAUCUUAGCAAGACUCAAGCUCGUACCGCCGCCGCUGAAUCUGCAUCUCUCAACGAUGAAGAAGAAGAAUACGAGCCUGACUUCGAACCGGAAGACGCUGAACAAAUUGUCAACAAGCUAGAUAGUGCGCCACCUGAUGGCAUGCUUCCGGAUCGUGUGCCCAGUGCACCUCUUGCUCCAUACAAACUGCCGCAAGCUCCACCUCUGACCGAACACGAGAUCCAAAAAUAUGGAGACGGUACAGUCCGGCGAGUGUUCGGCAUGUUGUCUUCCCUCGAUGAAACUUCCUCACGAGGAAAAACUACAAAAGGCGGCUUUAAUCGCCUCGCCGCAAGCAGCUAUGAUCGAGACUCGUGGGUUACCAUUCUAUCUCGCCUGGCUACCCGUGCAGCUGCUGGUCUCGACGAUCCGGAUGAACAUAUUAAAUCUGCGUUCAGCGGUCUACGAAAGGGGAACUUCUCACUCAGCGAAUCAAUUCGGAGCGCCCUCUACAACUACAUCAUGUACGAUUGGAAGAAGAGGAUUGACGUCGCCAUCAGUUGGUUGAAUGAGGAGUGGUACAAUGACCGCCUCCAAGCUGACAUCGCUAAAAUGAAUGCUAAACUUGCGAUGAAUGGCAACGCUACCAACUCUCCGGCCUGCAAGGGUAACUACCAAAGAUGUGCCUUGAGGCUUGUAGACGGUAUCAUUGCAUUUGCCGAAGGCACUGACAAAGUUCUCCUUCGGUUCAUGUCCGAGAUUCCGGAGCUUGACAGAGACAUUCUCCAACGCAUGAAGAAGAUGGCAGAAGACCCGGAGCGAAUUGACCUCGCGAUCAUGGUAUUACAGUACCUGUAUAUGUUCAGGCCUCCGGCUAAGGAGAUAUGUAUAGAGGUGUUGGAGGAUAUGUGGCAUACUAAUGAUCGAGCCAAGCCAUCGGCAAAGAAACUUCUCUCAAGAUGGAGACCAGAAGUUUUGGAGACCGACAUGAAGAUGGAGUCUGCGAACGGCGCUUUGGAGGUUAAAGCAGUGUAA